AGUGUAGCGGCGGGAGAACAAGGGAAAGCUCGCUUGUACGAAGCCGCUCCCGAGCUGAAACCGCGAAAUUAUUUAGUAACAUCUAGCGUCGAAAUAACCGCUUAGGAAAAUUACACAGAGGAAAAAAUAAAAAAUACGCGAUUAUUUUCCCUUUUUUUUUUCUUUGAUUAAAUAACAAUUUUACUGCAAUAAGACUUAAAGUGCAUGAAAUCAGAUCAAAUUGAUGGAACACAAUGACACGAUUGAGAACAACGGAUUCUUUAGCAAUGCUUGAUCAACUGAGCACCAAUGUAGCCACCACCACCACGACCACAAUAGCUGCUACUAGCGUUGGGUCGGUCGCCAAGUCCAGCGCAAACGGAAACAAAAGACCAACCAUCAUCAUUUAUCCGACUGUUUCGCCGGAAUCAAUAGUCAUCCCGAUUGUUUCCUGUAUAUUUGGAUUUCCAUUGCUGGCGUUAACAGUUAUUUGUUGCCUUAGACGAAGGGCAAAAUUAGCCAGAGAACGAGCAAGACGUCGUAACUGCGAAUUAGAUCGUGGAGAAUUAUCAGUGGUGCGACUGUCGCCGAUGAAGAGCCGAGUACGUGCCGUGAGUCUAGUGCGCUCUCCUCGACCAUUACCAACUCUUGAGCUCGACACCGUACUAGAAGAGCGUUCCGACCCUGAACAGACUACAUUUUCUCAAGUGGACAUUACACCGGACCGAGAAGUGGGUACGAUAUUAUUCAGUGCGAUAGGUGCAGUAGGAACGGCGGCAGCAGCGGCGGCGGCUUGCGCUCGCGAUAGCUAACGGCGAGAUUCGGCGCAGCUCGGCGCACGCUCGCCGCUUUGGGCCGCGCUCACCAGCCAGCCACUCGACGAGGACGAUGCUGAAGACCCAUCCUACGACAGCUAACAAGAACUAGACGAUCGCUCAGUCGCCGACAUCGGCAAACGCAUGCAGAUGUUCUUGGACAUUCCACUAAGAUUUUAGUUUGUCGUCAAGUCAAGUCAGUGUCAGGGCAUACCAAGUUUACCUUUAUUUCGGUAAAAAUGUGACUCUUGUAGACUUAGUGAGUGAAGCCUGUAUACGUCAAUUUUAAUGCCUGGUAUAAGGCUUUGCUAUUUAUGUCGUACAAAUUUAUGUAACACGGAUAUUAUUUUAGCUGAAGCGUUUUUAAAAUACGUCCCAAGCAAACGUUUUCAAAAAAAUGUUUGAAAAUUACGGUAGUCUUUACGUAUCUUGUACUUUUGACAUAUCUUUGCACACAUUGCUAUUUUAAAUACUUGCAGAGAAUUGGUUGUAAUUAAACCAAAAAUAUAUUGAAUUAAAAAAAAUAUCAAACUAAAUAAGUAGACUUCUGCGACCAAAUUAUUUUACUCGCUUAAGUGUUAACAACCUUAAUUUGAAACAAGAAAUCGAAUUUACCGCGAGACAUCGGUUAUUUAAAAAAAUCUUAGUUAAUUUGUGGUUGGGUUAAACGUGUAUCACCUAUGAUACUAAUAAAUAAUUAUUACAAUGUUUUACAUAAACAUAAUGAAAUCUGUAGUAAGCUAAUAAAGUUUGUAAAUAAAUUAUAUUUAUUUAGGAACAUUUGUAGAUUACUAGAAAUUGCAAAAUCGGGUAGGCUUGCGUUGUAGUCCUUCAAUUUUAAUUAAAAUGUUGACAAAGUGCCAAGUACCAGCUCCAUCAAUUUGAAUAAAAUAUUAUAAUGACCUAACUAAAACACCCCUCCACGGAAGUGACACAGUUCCACGGUAGUGACAUAUUUGUAUAAUUUUAAUAAAUAAUUAAUGAUUUAUGGACGAAUAAAACGAUACUUUUUAUUUAAUAUCUGUAUAUAACCAAUCAGUUUGGUAUUUAUUAAUUUUAAAUCUUAAUUAAGUACGUAUUUAUGCUUAAUUGUUAAUUAUACCUGUUACGGCCCUCAGUUGCCCAGACAGAAGUCGACUGGACUAGGGCCCAUGAGUAACCCACUCGACGAGCAACCAGAGGGUUCGGGCCCAAAUGGUCUAUGGAUAGUUAUUAUGUAAUGGCUGAUAAGCAAACACAAACUUACCGAGUUCCGGAGGUAGGGUCGACCACAAGGUACAGUCAGGGGUUAAGUUGGUGGUAUGUAAGUGGUGUGCGAAAGUGUGUAAAUGUAACCUGACGUCACCGAUGUAAUCGGACAGCAGACCCACAUGCGCUUCUCUGCUCCCAAAGAUGUGUUAUUACCUGUUAGGGCGUUCACCUAUAUGUAAACUCAAGUCUAACGUCACUUAGCACAAAAUUAUAAUCGAAGACGAACGCGAUCUCCUCUCGGGUCAGAAAUUUUUAGCGUUCUACCGACAAAGGAAAAAUGUCUUCGUACGAUAUUUAAAUGCCACACAAGCAACUCGUCGACGCAAAUUAAUGGCAAUCGAAGUUAAGUUAAUCACUCAAACUCAAGAAGAGCCUCGUUGUCACGUAAACGCACAAAAAAGACAACGCAAUAAGAGGCGGUCGUCAUGCGAACUAACGAUUCGAGCGUAAUUUGCAGACUAUAUGAUACGGCCGCCGCGGGCAAAAAACGAGUCCCGCCGGCCCAAGCGUCAAAACUGGUUGCUAGCCCACACUUCAGGCGACCGAGCCGAGCGUUUUCAAUGCAAGUUUUAAAUGUUAAGAUUUGGCCUAAACAAUACCUAUUACUAAUAAGGUUUAUAGGAACACAAAUUGGUUAACAAAACUUUUAUUCGUUUCUAUCUGGUUACAUAAACAACCUUUUAAUAAUAAUUAAAUUAUUAUUAAUCAACAUUAUUUUUGUUUAGUAUAUAACUUGCAAAACUCUUAGGAAAUAAAGUAACUGAGACUAUUUAAAGUUUUAUAAAUGAGAAACCAUAGUAAAAUAAUAAAAAGUAGUAACAACUUAAUCAUUUUUAGAAAAAAAAAUAAAACCAAGCAAAGAAUCUUAUUCAUUAGAAUAACUUUAGCGAAGAUUAGGGAAUGAACGUAAUAAUAUUUUUUUUAACAUUCCUUCGACCGCAAUGUAAUUGUAAUAAAGUAACAGUAAUAACUACAAUCCGAAACAUCUUUACACUGUGGCCAAACAAACUCUGUGUAUUCUUCAUCACACUUGUUAACUGGAAUCAAACUUGACAUAAUACUAAAAUUUUUGUUUAUAGAAGUAUAGUGACAAAAGAGCACCCAAUUUACCUGAUGGUAAGUGGUUGUUGUGGCCCAAAGACAUCUACAUUUAUCCUCGAUUACGAAACAAAAUAGAGAUGCGUUGUCACCCCUGAGGACUAAGAUGGAAUGCCUCUUUUCCAGUAAAAAGGGUCUCCGGUUUUCUACACUCACCAUACGGAACACAUCAGCAUUAAGCUGCUAUUUUAGGUUGUCCCAGUACGCCCCAGUCGAGCUGACCCAUUCAUGCUACAACCAAAACAUAGCUGCAGCGUGGUUCUACCACGUAAAAGAUUAGAGAAUUAUAAUCCAGUACAGUGACAAUUUAACCAACGUUAAAUAUUUCUGUUUUUUUGCAGACCAAUUUAAUCCAACUGAUUAAAUUGGUCUGCAAAAAUACCAAUUUAAUCAGUUGCUUUGAUCCAUUCCCGAAAAGAAGUUACAGCUGUUACUUGAGUUCUGUCUGUGUUAGGUUUUUCAGUUACUAUCAUAGUAUUUUCUGGCACUCUAUGUAGAAUAUCAUGACUUGAGCCAGGAAGAGAUACUUUAACGAUUACACUUCGUGUAUAUGACUUUCCUAUUACAUUAUGACAGCAAUUUCUAUCAUAUUUUGCACAGCUAAGUCGUCUUAAAGCUAUUAAGUCCAGUUUUGUUUUGGUAUGAUGUAGCAUUUACAACAACUACUUGAUGAAUCAAGUAUUCUAGGUGAGUAAUUUUCUAACACUGAUGGAGAUAUUUCUCUGUAAGAUGACAAAAUACGGCUUCAGACAGAACGAGAUUUACUUAAGACCGGAAGAGAAUGUAUGCUUGAAACAUUAGGAGAAUGCCUUAUAUUGAAAUGCCUAACUGAAACUGGAUCAUUUUAAAUGUCACUUUAAGGCGAUCAUCACGCAAACUCGAUAAAAAUCUUUCCCUGCAUUUUCCAUUUAUUCCACAUUUUUUUUGUCUCUUACGCCAUUCUUUUUUCUGUUUUUGUUUUGGUUUUUUUCUGACAUUUGAUCAAUAGAUAUAAUUUUAUUUUAGAUUUCUAUAACGUUCUCUUUCUGUAGCUUUAGCCUGUUCGUACAACUGUGAAUUGGAGCUUGUUUUUUCCGAUGUCGCCUCUUGCAUUCUUUUGCCUUGCGAUUGAUCUGUUCCUAAAAUAAUAAAUAAAAAAUUCCUAAAAUAAAAUAAUAAGAUAACGGCUAUAGUGGCCCAUCAUUUUACGAUAUCCGAUAUACCUUAAUUAAUUUAAUACUUUGUGAUAAGUAAUCCACAAAGGUGACUGAAAUAGCAUGCUAAUUUUGAAAAAAUCUUACUCUAUAGGUCUUUACUCCAAAAUUAUUACCCCAGCACGGACAAACUGUAUAAAAAUUUGAAUAUUGCGUUGUAUUUGUUAUCUGUAUUCGUUCAGGAACUGUAUUUAUUGAUUUAUUGAAUUGUGGCUGCGUUUAGUAAGUUUAUCCAUGGAGGUGAAAAUUUUUCCAUGCACAAUAGUUAGGAAAUAUUUGGAAUCAUUUAUUUCCUUUCACAUUUACGUCACUUUUUUAAUGAUGAUUAAAAAAAUAUUUAUGUU
Parnassius mnemosyne (clouded apollo) is the source of this 4680-nucleotide messenger RNA. Lineage: Eukaryota; Metazoa; Arthropoda; Insecta; Lepidoptera; Papilionidae. The record is from the annotation of a GenBank genome assembly.